This is a messenger RNA of Penicillium samsonianum, 375 nucleotides long. RefSeq lists its product as uncharacterized. The record is from RefSeq and is a predicted model, not a curated record. The transcript is spliced from 3 exons. NCBI's taxonomy places the organism in Eukaryota, Fungi, Ascomycota, Eurotiomycetes, Eurotiales, Aspergillaceae. Bases 1 to 375 code for a protein of 124 amino acids.
AUGACCAAAGACAGGCAACAUAUCAAGUGGUACCGCGAAUGGGCCAAGUGUUUCGAAGCAACACUUAAACAGCAGCCGAAGGAGACACUGACUGUGAGUUGCGAGGGCUUGCAAAUCCAGGAGAUUGAAUUUGGCUUUGGACUGCACGAAGCACCGCUCGGCCGGAAAGCCUGGAUGAAUCCUUAUCAAUUUGUCACUCUACCGAAGGCUUUCUUUGAUGACCUUCGCCUCACCUCUGACCUGACGAAAAACUUAAGCUUCUUAGCCCGAAAUGAACAGCAAGGAAGAACUCUGACCACCAAGUUGAUAGAGGCUAUUUACAAAGAGCUUCGAUAUGGUGGUUUUAUAGGGCCCGAUGAUAUGACGAUGACAUGA